AUGGAGGUUCCAAAUGGCCUCACUCCUGUCGAGCCUUUUACUGGGAAUGCCGAAUCGAUAACCACUGGCGACCUCGUCUCCGACUACGCAACCAUCCCCGCAUACACUACAGGAGCGGAGAAGAAAGCUGCAUUGGACACCGAGAUCACCGCUGUUACUACCCCGGACAAUGCUAGUGAUGAUUUCGAGAAGACUGACAACCCAGACCACAUUAUCAUUACUGGUGCCGAUGCGGCCGCCCACCUGCUGCCACUCCGCGAUGAUGGUGACGCAUCCGUGACCUUUCGUGGUAUCUUCCUGGCUUCGUGUCUCUCUGCAUUCCAAGCUGUCAUGAACCAGAUUUAUACGUUCAAACCCACUUCGAUCACUAUUCAAGGCACCUUCAUCGUGCUCAUUGCUUACUUUGUCGGCAAUGCUUGGGCCAAAUUUCUUCCCCGUGGUGACCGUCAUCUUACUAGAUGGAGAGCAAAUAACGGAGACAACAAGCCGCCCUUCUGGAUCUCUUUUUUGGUGUUUAUCAACCCCGGACCCUGGGGGCUCAAAGAACAUGCCAUCUGCUCAAUUACUGCAACCUCGGCUUCCAAUGCGGCUGCUGUCUCUCUGGUAUUUGCUGCCCAGGAACUCUUCUAUGAUCUUCCUAUCAGCCCGGCAACUGUAAUUCUGACCAUGAUCUCAAUCGGCCUCUUUGGCUACGGCCUAUGUGGCUUGCUGCGACCCAUUGCUGUGUGGCAUGUCGAAGCCGUAUACUGGAGCACACUUCCUACAGUCAAGACGCUCCAAGGUUUGCACUGGCAGGAAGUGAAGAACUCAAAGCCACUGCGAUUCUUCUGGUACACCUUCGUGGGCAUGUUCUUCUACGAGUUCUUCCCUGCAUACAUCUUUCCAUGGCUAAAUUCUGUAUCGAUCCCUUGCUUAGCUUCGAUGAAGGCUACAGGAGAGAAGGCUGCUGUCUUGACAAAUCUCUUUGGUGGAGCUACCAACAAUGAGGGCUUGGGUCUUUUCACUGUGUCGUUUGACUGGCAAUACAUCACUUCUUUCAAUACUUCUCUUCCCCUCAUCCUGCAAGGUCAUGUUGCGAUUGGCGUGUUUGUCUGCAUGAUCGUCAUGUUGAUCAUCUACUACACAGACACAUGGGAGUCCAAGUCGCAGCCUUUCAUGUCCACGCAGCUUAGAUCCCAAGACGGAAAGAAGUAUCCAAUCUCUAAGGUCUUUGUAGGCGGAGUUCUGGACGAAGAGGCCCUGCAGAAGUAUGGCAUACCUCGCCUGACCGGAACCUUUGCUUAUGCCAUGUUCAUGGCCAAUGCUGCUAUCGGUGCUCUCAUUGCCCAUACCAUCUUGUUCUGGGGCGGCGACAUCAAGAAAACAUACAAGAGCGCCAGAGAAGGGAGAUACGACGACCGUCACCACCAACACAUGGCAAAGAACUACAAGGAAGUCCCUUGGUGGUGGUAUAUGGCCGUGCUUGUCUUCAGCUUCGUUCUCGGCUUGAUCGUCGUGAUCAAAGAGAACAUCACUAUGCCGGUCUGGGCUUACGUCGUUGCUUUGAUCUCCGGAAUCAUCGUUGCUCCAUUCAGUGCCUUGAUCUACUCUCGCUUCGGCAAUGGUAUCGCCACCAAUAACCUAUCCAAGAUGAUCGCUGGUUUGGCGCUUCCUGGCCGCCCCGUUGGUAAUAUGUACUUUGCCGCCUGGUCCCACAACGUCAUCACCAAUACCGUUAACCUUUGCAAUGACCUGAAGAUGGGCGAGUACCUUAAGAUCCCUCCCCGCGUCAUGUUCGUCACCCAGAUCUAUGGCACAAUCUUGGGUGGCUUCCUCAACUACGCUGUUAUGAUUUCUAUCGUCAGUGGCAACGCCGAGCUUCUCACUAACGGCAAUGGUAAUGCUUCGUGGAGUGGAGCUACUAUUCAGUCAUACAACACCAACGCCAGCUCAUGGGCUCUCGCCAAGUACUUGUACAAGACCGGUACCACUUACUCGGCUGUUCCCAUCGGUGUUGCCGUCGGCGCCGGUUUAGUAGUUGUCCACCGCAUCUUCGUUCAGUUCGUCCCCAAGAUCCGCAAAUUCUCCACCUACGACAUCAACAUGCCUCAAUUCAUCGCCUAUGCUGGUUAUAUCCCUUACAACCAGUCCCAGACUUGCGUCAUCUUCAGUCAACUUAUCGCUGGCUUCUUCACGCAAUUCUACCUUCGCAACUACCGCCCUCGUAUUUUCAAGGACUACUCUUACUUGCUGACUGGUGCUAUGGAUGGUGCUAGUUUGUUGGCGCUGUUCAUCUUGUCAUUUGCCGUGUUUGGCGCUGCUGGAAGUUCGAAGCCCUUCCCGAGUUGGUGGGGGAAUAACAGCAAUGGCAACUAUGACCUCUGCCCUGUGCCGGAAUGA
This is a messenger RNA of Aureobasidium pullulans EXF-150, 2379 nucleotides long. RefSeq names its product peptide transporter. Gene Ontology annotation, biological process: transmembrane transport. Lineage: Eukaryota; Fungi; Ascomycota; Dothideomycetes; Dothideales; Saccotheciaceae. The record is from RefSeq and is a predicted model, not a curated record. The transcript is spliced from 6 exons. The coding region runs from base 1 to 2379 and encodes 792 amino acids. Gene Ontology annotation, molecular function: oligopeptide transmembrane transporter activity.